AUGUAUGUGGAAGCCUUGGGACUUUUUGAUAAGUUGAUGUGUUAUCCUUAUCUGAAACCUGAUAGCUAUACUUAUCCGAGUGUUCUUAAAGCCUGCGGCGGGCUUUGUAGAGUUGUGUUGGGACAAAUGCUGUUUGAUGAAAUGCCUGAUAAGGAUGUGGCGUGCUGGAAUACGGUGAUUUCUUGUUAUUAUCAAAGCGGGAAAUUUGAAGAAGCUCUGAGAUACUUUGGCAUGAUGAGAAGAUAUGGAUUUGAGCCGGAUUCAGUUACAAUCACAACUGCUAUUUCGUCUUGUGCUAGGCUUUUUGAUUUCGAGAGAGGGAGGGAAAUUCAUAAGGAGUUGAUUAAUAGUGGGUUUCGGCUGGAUUCUUUUGUUAGCUCUGCCCUUGUUGACAUGUAUGGAAAAUGCGGUCACUUAGAAAUGGCUAUAGAAGUUUUUGAGCAAAUGCCUAAAAAGUCUGUUGUUGCUUGGAAUUCCAUGAUUACAGGAUAUGGUUUUAAAGGCGACUGCUUUUCAUGCGUUCAACUUUUUAAGAGAAUGUACAAUGAAGGAGUCAAACCAACUUUGACUACUUUGAGCAGUAUAUUAAUGGCUUGUUCACGAUCAGUGCAACUACUAGAGGGAAAGUUUGUUCAUGGAUAUAUAAUACGCAACAGAAUACAACCUGAUAUUUUUAUUAACAGCUCACUCAUGGAUCUAUAUUUCAAAUGUGGAAAGGUUGAGUCAGCUGAAAACAUCUUUAAAUUGAUACCGAAGACAACGCCAGUUUCUUGGAAUGUUAUGAUUUCUGGAUAUGUAACUGAAGGGAAACUUUUUGAAGCACUUAACCUCUUCAGUGAAAUGAGACAAUCAUCUGUUGAACCAGAUGCUAUUACUUUCACCAGUGUUUUAGCAGCUUGUUCCCAACUAGCAGCACUAGAAAAGGGUAGAGAGAUCCACAAUUUGAUUGUUGAGAGAAAUUUGGGAAACAAUGAAGUGGUUAUGGGGGCUCUUCUUGAGAUGUAUGCAAAGUGUGGUGCUGUAGAUGAAGCAUUUGGUGUUUUCAAAUAUUUGCCAGAAAGAGAUCUGGUCUCCUGGACUUCCAUGAUUACCGCUUACGGGUCUCAUGGUCGGGUCUAUGAAGCUUUAGAGCUUUUUGCUAAAAUGCUGCUGUCAAAUGUAAAACCUGAUAGAGUUACUUUUCUUGCCAUAUUGUCUGCGUGUAGCCAUGCUGGAUUGGUUGAUGAUGGAUUGUAUCAUUUCAAUGAAAUGAUCAGUGUUUAUGGUAUCGCGGCUAGAGUUGAACAUUAUUCAUGCUUGAUUGCUCUUCUUGGACGUGCUGGAAGAUUGCACGAAGCAUAUGAGAUUCUACAAAGAAACCCUGAAAUCAGGGAUGACGUUCAGCUGUUAAGCACCUUAUUUUCUGCAUGCCGUUUACACGGAAAUCUUGACUUAGGGGUUGAAAUUGCAGAAAAACUUAUUGACAAGGAUCCUGAUGAUUCAUCAACAUAUAUUAUCUUAUCGAAUAUCUACGCUUCUUUUGGUAAAUGGGAUGAGGUACGGACGAUAAGAUCAAAGAUGAAAGAGCUUGGAUUAAAGAAGAACCCGGGGUGCAGUUGGAUUGAGAUUAACCAGAAGAUCGUGCCUUUCUUUGUUGAAGAUAAUUCAAACUAUCAUGUAGAGGUAUAUUUAGAGUAUGGCAUAUCCAAGAAUUAUGAAAUAGCCACUAUAAUCUCGUUAAUGUUCUCUACAUUUGUUUGUUUCUUGAAGAAAAAUUUAGUCAAAUAA
This is a messenger RNA of Vicia faba (fava bean), 1767 nucleotides long. NCBI's taxonomy places the organism in Eukaryota, Viridiplantae, Streptophyta, Magnoliopsida, Fabales, Fabaceae. The record is from the annotation of a GenBank genome assembly.